Molecule: messenger RNA, 760 nt
Organism: Lasiosphaeria miniovina
Lineage: Eukaryota; Fungi; Ascomycota; Sordariomycetes; Sordariales; Lasiosphaeriaceae
Exons: 1
Coding region: 65-760 (231 amino acids)
Source: RefSeq, a predicted model, not a curated record
GGGCGCUGUAAGUCCACCCCCAAGUCAUCCAUAAUUAGUAAACUUAACGGCCUGCCUAGCUAACAUGUUUUCCCCACCCAGGUACAACAGCCUCAAGGAUGAUGCAGACCAGCCUUAUGUUGACGACACGCACACCCAGAACCUUGCAGCCCUGUUCGUCCGCCACAACGCCGAGAACGUUUUCGGCGUCCACCUCAUCCAUGGCCAUUUCCAAAUCGCCGAAGGCACCGUCAUGGUCGGGACCAACUUCCGGAACCCUGACGUGCGCUGGGCCAAGCCCACAGACUCCAACAAGCUCGAAGGCUCCUCCAUCCACGGGCACAUCUUCGUCCUCACCGACAGCGGCUUCCGCGCUUACGAGUUCCAGGACGGGCCCCCCCCCGACCUCACCGCCGUCGACGAGAACUUCCUUGCGGAAUUCUCCGGCUACAUCGUAGCCAACAACCUUACCGGGCUCAUUGGCCUCCAAGUCCUAGGGCACAAAGGCUGCAGCAACCGCAGCAUGUCCGAGCUCAUCCUCGACGAACGAAGUGGCACCGUCAUGCUGGACACGUCUCUUGUCAAGAACUGUCGCCCGGCCCGUGUCACCGGCUGGACGUUUGAGUCGGUCAACGGACAGCCCCGCGUCUGCCAAGCAAACGAGACGCAUACGGCCAUGGUGAAAGGAAACCACAAGGUCUUCAAUGCAGGCAAGCCUCAUCCCAAGCUAGAGAACGUGGACGAACUCAAGGCUGCUCUUGUCGGGGCUGGUGUCAUAUAA